Anopheles arabiensis is the source of this 9155-nucleotide messenger RNA. RefSeq names its product protein dopey-1 homolog. Gene Ontology annotation, cellular component: trans-Golgi network; endosome. Bases 255 to 8321 code for a protein of 2688 amino acids. The transcript is spliced from 9 exons. Lineage: Eukaryota; Metazoa; Arthropoda; Insecta; Diptera; Culicidae. Gene Ontology annotation, biological process: Golgi to endosome transport. The record is from RefSeq and is a predicted model, not a curated record.
GAAGUGGAUCCACAGCGCACGGUAAUGAUGGAGGGGGUCGUCGUCGCUUAUUAACAGCCAGUCGUUGUCGUCGUGGUCGUCGUGGUCGUGGUCGUCGCCGUCGCCGCAUCUAGCCACCCGAACACACUACGUUGCGGUGUGCCGUGUUGGAAGGCAGUGUUUAGGAAAAGGUGGAAUUUUGCAACCUCAGGGGCUACUUCGGUUCGGUGUUCUUGGUUUGCCUGGAGGUAGGUGCACACUGCACCGCGAGCACCAUGAAAACCCGCAGCAAGAAAAAGCAAGCUCUGUUUAACGGCACAAAAAGUGGCAAAGCACCACCACCGGCAACAACAACGCCGCCCCAACCUCGGUCAAUCAUGGACAGUGCAACCGGGUCCGGUCUGAUGGAGGAGUACGAUCUGAUGAAGCAGCAGAAGUACCGCGUGUACAUCUCGAACAUAGAUAAGGCGCUGAAGAACUUCGAAUACUCCAGCGAAUGGGCCGAUCUCAUCUCGGCCCUCGGCAAGCUGAACAAAGUGAUCAGCUCGAACGCACAGUAUCAGAUCAUUCCGCGGCGGAUCAAAAUAUCCAAACGCCUGGCACAAUGUAUGCAUCCGGCCCUGCCGUCUGGCGUUCAUCUGAAAGCGCUGGAAUCGUACGACGUCAUCUUCAGCAACAUUGGCGUGGAGAGGCUUGCCUCGGAGCUGUUCAUCUACAGUGCGGGGCUGUUCCCGUUGCUAGGCUACUCGGCGAUGAACGUACGGCCUACGUUGCUUUCCAUCUACGAGAAGUAUUUCGUGCCGCUGGGUGAGAAGCUACGACCGGCGCUGAGCGGGUUCCUAAGUGGAGUGUUCCCGGGCCUUGAAGCUGGACAGGAUCACUUCGAGCGUACCAACCAGCUGCUGGACAAGGUGUGCAUCGCCGUGCAGCUCGAAUGUUUCUACACCUGUCUGUGGGAGUGCAUCGUGACGAAUGCGUCCGUGCGACUGCCAGCCAUAACGUACGUGCUGGAGCAUUACGACAAGAAAGUACCGUGCGCUGCGCAGCGCGAACUGAUGGGUAGCAGCGCGGAGCUGAUGGUGAAUGGGCUGUGCAGUUGCCUGAGCGAUGCUGUUAUACUGGUGCAGCGCAAUACGCUGGAGUUUCUGCUGCUGGCCUUUCCCAUGCACGAUCCACUGCUGUCGGAGAUGUACACAACCCGGCUGGUGAAGACGGCACUGAACACAAUCUUGCGGCGGGAUAUGUCGCUGAAUCGGCGACUCUACUCCUGGCUGCUCGGAUCCGACACCAGCAUGGGCAAACAUAUGCAGGGAGCGGCAGCCGUAGGUACAGCAGCCGCGUUGCAGGGAAGCUCUACCGAGCCGUACGAUCCGAACACGUACUUCGAACGACAUGCCAAAAAGCGCUUGAUAGCCGCCUUCAAGAUGGUGCUAAAGGAAAGCAUUGCGCACACUCCGGUCGAUCUGAGCCCGUACCGGAUACUGAUAUCGCUGCUGGACAAGGCCGAAAUAGGGCUGCGCAUUCUGGACGAUGUGCUGUGUGACAUUAUUCGUGCAAUAUCGCUGUGCAACGGCAAUCUGGAGGUGCAAAAGUCGGCCAACUUGCUGUUCUCGACGUUUGACCCGGCCUACAUCUGGAACUACAUGGCGCGGCUGUACCGUGAGGCGGCAACCCGACCGGAAAGGCAACGCACCGACACGGAUCCGAUACGGAUCGAUUCCGGCCCGGCCACCACGGUGGAGGUGUGUCAUCUGACCGAGUUCCUGCUGGAAACGCUCUCGCUGGAGAUGUACAACGAGACCACGCGCGUCCAUCUGCCCAAGUUCCUACUGUCGCUGAUCCGCAUGCUUACCACGUACGAAAGCAACAUGCACUCGAUUGAGGUGGGCUCGUCGUUGCGGUUGCUGGUAAAGAUCGUCUCCAAAAUCCAGCCCAUGAUCAUGUCCGAGAAGGUGCUGGAUCUUUCGAUAAGCAGGGGGACCAGUGCAACGCCUCAGAAUGGUGGCGGGCUGCAGAGUGGCGAGGCGGCGAAGGAGUGUAACAAUCUGGAAAAGAGCAGCAGUGAUUCGAAAAUACACGAAACCUCUCUGCAGGUGAUGGAAAAUGGACCCUUUCAGCGGUCCAGCUCCAGCCAGGGACUGCAUAAAAAGGGCAGGAGUGGAGGUUCGGGAGGAUCGGGCAGUGGAAAGUACAGCAAGAAGAGCAAAAAGUCCAAGUCAUACACAAAGCUGAGCGAGCUUAGCUCGAGCCGGGAGGGCUCACUGAAGGGUAGCAAAACGAAGAUCAACCGGGCCGAGUCGGAGUUGAAGAUUACUGGAGCGAGCUCGACGCCAAACUUGGAGAACGAUGUCGCCGGUGUGAAUGGCAGCGAGUUGGCAAGUGGCGCCGAAGAGGACACAAUGGAGAGGAAACGGUUUAGCUGUAGCAGUAGCAGCAGCACGAGUAGCAGCAGUAGUAGCAGCUACAGCAGUAACUCAAACAGCACUCGAAGCCGCAGCAGCACUGGCAGUGUAGCGGAGGAAGCGGGAGUCGCGGGGAAAGGAAUCAUCAUACAGGUGCAACCCUCGGAUGCUGGUUCCGUUGGUUCGGCGAUCGCGCAACUACCCGACUGUCCCAUUCUGGAUCGGUGCAUACGACAGUAUGUGUCGUUUUUCGAGCUGUACAUCUGCCGGAAGCUGCUAUCGCAAGUGGACGGCUCCGGCGGAGAGCAUGUCAGUCUGCAGGACAACGUUAUUCUCAAUGCAAACGAUCCCGCUGGUGGCUUGGCGUCUGCGAACGAUCAGGACCUGGUGGUGAUAAACACGCUGAUUUGCGAGCUGGAAGAAGUGUUUGAAACACUGCUGACAAACUCCCAAUCAUCACGCGUAAAGCUGACUGCCAUGCUGGCCCAAUCGGUGGAAGGACGCUCCAGUGCGACUAGUACGAAGACGCCAAACCGAGAGCUGAACCGCAAGCAGGAGUACGAAAUAGCGCAGCUGGUGCGCGGCAAUGAAAAAUUGUCCCGCGUGUCGCUUACUUCGAUCAGCGAGUCGCUAAGAAACGCACUUAAGCUAGCGUGCAAUGUGCUGACGGAAAUGUCAUCGUUUCCCAGCUACCGCAAUGAAACAGGCAACACGGAGCGGCUGGACGAUGUGCCCGGCUGGCUGAAGGCAUUGACCGUGCUGGCAAUCUUUGUUAACGAUCUCGAUACGCAACUGUCGGCAGCGCAAACGCUAAUCGAUAUGAUUGGGCUGCUGCGAACGAACGGGAAGAAAUCUUCCAAGGAUUCCGGCAACGGCAAAACGAUCGUGCUCAUGAUGCCGCUGUUGAAGCUGUCGCACGUAAACUGUCUGGAAAGGCGCACGAAAGUGUUCCAAGUGCUGACCACCAUGCUUUGGGACUAUCUGGAUGCGUCGCGACCCGAGGCACGCGCCAUUAGUUUGCUGCUAUAUCGCAUACACAAUUGCCUGGAUAGUCGUUUUACGGAGGACGUCAUCAUCAAUCGACUGCUGGUGCCGCAAACCCUGUUUGACGAUGAUGAAACGGCCGAGGCACACUAUCGCGGUGUGGUGGAGCGUACGGUACGGCGGAAGGAUCCGUCCGCUCUGCACGCCCUGUGGCAAACGCCGGUGCUGGCAAAAACGGAACUGAAGAUUGAUUCGGAGGGUUUCCGAAAGUUUCAACUGCUGUGGAAGCUCGGCCGUGACACGUAUCACGGGAAUGAGUUUGAGAAGCUUCUCUUCUUGGUGCUGGAUUCGCUCACCCUGCCGCGGAAUGUGUCGAUUCAGGUGAAAACUGCCAACUGGUUGCGGGAAGCGCUGGUGCGUGGAGAUAUAGGACGAAUCUUGAAGUUGUUGCUGAAGAUUCUGCUCAACGAAAGCACGAAACGUUUGAGCGUUUUCUGCCCGAAGCGUUUGCGUGGUACGGGAGGAGAGUUUGAGGACGGUGGGGCAGCAAACGGUGGUUCGGUGAGCGAGUGGGAGAAGGAGCUGCUAGCCGACGCGGAUGUGCAGCUGAAUCAGGCUUGCUUUGCGGUCAGUUCCGAAGACGGUCAGAUACGGUACCAUAUGGAUCCGGCGGCCGGAUUGGGCAAGAAGCGUAGUCCGAUCAGAUCGAUACAGAAGAAGAUAUUUGGUGUCUCGAUUGGCGGUGGAGGCAGUGGAAGCUCGAAGGGAGGCGAUCCGGGACGUUCCAGCGCUCCCGGAAGCAGUGGUCAGUUGAUCGUGUCCAAUUACGUGACGAACGAGAGUGUUGGAAAGAAGACGGCUCAGCAAUCGUCCGAGCUGGGAGACGAUGGAGGCCAGUAUGGGAAAAUAUCGGUAAUUAUCAAUCCACUAGAAUCGGACCAACUACCGGGGUGUAGCAUUGCGGGUCAACCGUCGAAAGGCAAUGGAAUGAGAAAUCGAUCCAACUCUAUGGGUCUUUUGGCGGCGGGUGACAUGGACAGCGGUAUAUCGGAACCGAGCUCACUGGCUACCCCCGGCGGAAGUUCGUCCCAGUUCGGCAAGAAGGAAUUCCAUCGAUCAACAUCCGACCUCGAUGACACAAACGACAGUGAGUCUGAUUUUCCAGGCCAUGGACGGGGAAAGCAACGAAACGGUCGAUUACGAGGCUCGGAGGGAUACGUCGAUAACGAACCAAUCAAACGGUACGUGGAGGACGGUCCGAUCGUGGACUUUAUCAGCAAAUCAAGCGACCGAUUUCGGAAUCGCAAAACGUACCUCAUCUCGUCGGGAAAUCUUUCUGGAGCGGGUGAAGACUCGCUACUUUCUGGAUCUUCCUACACGCUGACUAAUGGACUGUCACCGUCGGUAAAUGGAACAAUAACGACCGACGAAAUCAUGAACGAGGAUGGAAGCAUCACGAUGACCACAACCACCACCACCAGUGCGUCGGGAGAUUAUACAGGCCAUGAGGAGGACAAGCCCGCACCCAAGGUGACGUUCACACGCAUCAAGAGCUGGCGAAACGGGAACAAACUGUAUCCCUUCCAUACGCACUUUCUCGUGUACGAGUCGGUGUUCAACACGAAGCAGGUGCUCUACACGAUCGAAACGCUGCGAAACAUCCUCACGAAUGAUGCUCGCUUCUUUCUCUGCCUCUCGGUAACGACGUCCGUCUCGAGUGGACACAUCAAGUCGUUGCUGCUGCGCCACCGGCGCAACAUCUUUGGCAAGGGCUUUACGGAGGCACGGGACGACUCGGAGCAUCAGCAUCUGUACCGUGGAAGCAUGUACCUGGAGGUGAUCCUCACCGUGCUGCUGUACUACACGCGCAGCUACCAGACCGAUCAGGGUAGAGACGGCAAGGGAAGACAGCCCUCGCGUGACGAUUUCAACACGAACGCAAAGAUCCAGCUCGAGUGCAUCGAGCUGAUGACCACGAUCUUCGGCGAACUGCUAGCCGUGGUGCGAGAUGUGGGUAAAAAUCUCGCCAACUACGUAGCGGACCUGCUGGAGAAGUGCAAGGUGCAGAAGAUUGUGCUGUACUGCUUGGCGUCGUCGGUGAACUACUUCUCAAGCCCCGGUGGGUAUACCUGUCCCGCGGACGAGGUUCUUCGCUACAGCGAUCCGGAAAGUACGCGACAAAAUGCGGAAGCAUAUCAGAUAGAGCUGUUGCGCUUGCUGCUUGCCGUUUUGAAGUUAGAGCACGAAAUUACACUCCAACGCGCGGAUGGAGCCGAGGGAGCACCGACAACCGGAGCAUCCGGAACGACCAGCGUUGGUGGCUCUUCCACGGCAGCGGCCAGCAAGGGCGGUACAGCCACCAACUCGAGCGCUUCGCCCACGAAAGUGGCACCGGAAACGAAGCGUACCUAUCGAUACGCUCCGAACUUGCUGCUCGCCCAACAGCCCAUGUUCCUGUCUACUAUCCUGUCCGCACUGGCGUGCGAUCGGUUGCAGCACGUGCACAAAAACUGGACCGAUAUGAUAACGGCCUGUUUGACCUGCCUGCCGCCCGGCAAUCUUACCAACAUCGUGAUCAGCGUCAUUCACCAGCUGUGCAUCAACCUGGACCGGGUGACGCGUCGCGACCGCAUUCUCGUGCAAUCGAUCGACUACAUCGUCUCGCAGCUGGAAGCAAUCACCGUUCUUGCCCACUACUGCCUGUUAGAUAGCUCGCAACAGAUUUCCCUAGCCAGUAUGUUCAAUGCGUCGACCGGUUCGAGCAACGGAUUGACGGCUGCAGCCGCGAACCAGUCGGGCCAGAUCAUCAACAACAUAAUGAACGUGUUCCUGUCCUACUCGUCCUCGCUGCUGAGCGGUGGCAUCAAUCAGCAGGUGAAGAAGAGCCACCAGGAGGUGGCUAAAGCGGCGAUCCUGAGCCAUCUGCCUCGCAUCAUCAUCACCAUCGCAACGCUUUGGGAGACUAGCAUCAGUGAGUUCCGGCGGGUGAAGCAUCAGCUGCUCGAGUUCCUUAGCCCGAUCUCGAUGCACUACGGCACCAACUUCCUGACCGCGAUCGCUGUUGCCUGGUAUGAGCGAAGCAAUAGCGAUGCGACGACGUCGACGACGGGCAAGGCGUCAUCCUCCACGUCGGUGGUGGGGGCAGACGGGGCGGGCAGUGAAGCGCCGGAUGUGGAUUUCUUCGACAUUAUGUCCAAAGCGCUGCCCCAAGCGAGCGACAAUCAGCUGCUGCUGGUGAAACUGAUCACCGGCAUUCGGAUCAUGUCGGUGGAUUCGUUCAUUCAAACGAUGCAUCAGGUCAUAAAGAGUCCACCGCCAAUCUACCAGCCUCCGGCGGGACUCAACCUGGAGGUGAGCGCACUGGAGCUGCUGUACUUCUUCCUCAUAUCCGGUGUCUCACCUGCUCAGUACACAGACUGUUGGAGUUCGUUGUACGCGCUGCUGAAAGAUUGUUUGGCGCUGCAGAUAACGGCCCAGUUUGUGGCACUCUCGAUACUGAACGAGUUCGUGCAGCGCUGUCCCACGAUGCCGUUCUCGGACAAGAAGGAUCUGCGCGAUCUGCACGACGUGACGUCGCGUCUGGUGGAAGCGGUUUCGAACGUAGCCGGCUCCUGUCUCGAACAAACCACCUGGUUAAGGAGGAACCUCUCGGUGAAGGAGGAGUUCAGUUCGAUCGAAAGCACCGGCAAGGAUGGGCUGCUGAUGCCGUCCAGCCAGCACUACUCGAUACAGGCACAGUCGAUUUUGGCCUCCCUUCUAGCGUCCCUGCUCGAUGUGGCGUUCAGCUCGCAGGAGAAGGACAAGGUGACGACGAUCGUCACCGGUGUCAUGUACAAUAUUGUGCCUUACCUUAAAACGCACACCGUGAAGAACAUUCCGACGUUUCAUGCCUGCUCGAAUCUGUUGGCUAGCUUGAGCACGUAUCAGUACAUUCGGAAAGCUUGGAGGAAGGAUGCGCUCGAUCUGCUACUGGAUACGGCUUUCUUCCAAAUGGACAGUCGCUGCUUGCCGUACUGGAAAACUAUCCUUGAUAGUUUGAUGACCUGUGAUAAUACUACCUUUAGAGAUCUUAUGAAUCGUUUACCAUUAGCACAGACGGGAACGCUGAAUAUAUUUACGUCCAAGGAGCAGGAAUAUGAACAGCGUGCUCUGCUACUGAAGCGACUCGCUUUCAUCAUUUUCUGCAGCGAAGUCGAUCAGUACCACAAAUAUAUGCCGGAAAUUCAAGAGCAACUUGCCAACAGUUUGCGAUUGCCCCAGGUCGUACCGUUGAUUCAGUCGGCGGUGUUCCUGUGCUUCCGGGUGCUGCUGCUGCGUAUGUCGGCGGACCACGUGACCAGCCUGUGGCCGAUCAUUAUUGCCGAAAUGGUGCAAGUGUUCCUCUCCAUCGAGCAGGAGCUCAUGACGGACACGGAAGAAUUUAGGUCCCAAUCGAGUCAACAUAUUCGCAUGCUGUCGGGACUGGAUACGGCCUGGGUCACGAACACGAAUAACGGGCUCUACUCGUACGGGCAUCCGCACUGGCGAAUGGUGCAGCUGGAGACGGCCAAGUUGCUAGAGUUGGGUUGCGUUUUGCCGGCCACCAUUUUGCCACACUUCCAAAUGUAUCGAUGGGCAUUCGUUAGCAGUCAGAACGAGAACCUCCACAAAACGGGCGGUUACGAUGAGAAGAAAAUGGCCUUCAUACCUCACGUCUCGAGAAUAUCUCAGUUAAUGGAUCUUCGCUACACAUCUCACUCGCCGAAAACGCAAACGACCAAAGGCAAGCACAUCAUGCUGACCUGCCAGUCGAUCAACACGCUGCAGGACCUAUACGGCUUCUUCUCGACACUCUCGAUGCGCUGGCCCUCGCACAUUUCGUACAGUGACACGGAGAAGGACACGAAGCAAUGCUUGGAGGAGGUAGAGCACGUACUGGCACUGGACUUUCUGGAGAAAAUCCCCUCGACUAAAUAGUAGCAGCAAUCUUACUUCUAGUAAUAGCACUUCUUACAGUAAAAGAGUGAAAGAGAGCGCGAGCGAACAGCAGGGACACGCCACACUGGGUUAGCGCCAGUCGACGACCACGCAAUCCAUCACCAUUCGAAACCGAUUCGUGAUUUACUUCAGUAUUUUUUUGUAACUCUCCUCGAGUAGAAGCAGUAGGACCCAUGGCAGGCCAGAGUGUGCUCGUAAUUUGCUGUAGUGUAAGUGCUCCGUUCUUUCCCUCCCCUUUGGUGAGCUCCAUUUCUCAUAGUCAAUUCGAGAGCAUUGAUCCUGUUUCCGACAAAGAGUGGUGAAUCCUUUGGCAAUUCUCUACGCUGAUAAGAUUAACAUAAUUUAGUAUUUCGCGCAACCGAAAGGCACGAACUGAGUAGAAACCCGGUUGUGCCGGUCUUGAACGUGUGUGUGUGUGUGUCUCUGCGUGUGUCUAAGUAUGUGUGUGUGUGUAUAUGUUUAUGUGAUUUUAAGAUAUUACGACCAUAUUUGACCUAUCAAUGUUUCUAAAUAUUCGUCUAAUCGAGAGAGAGAGGGGCACGUGUUGGUUGAGAGAUAUUGGUAGUGUGAAAAUGCAAUUGCGAGGAGUAGUGCAGUGGGGGAGGUGUGUGCGUGUGUGGCGGAAACGAAGUGUGAUGUUAACAAGUAAGGUCAAGAUAAUGAUAACCGUUAGACGAAUGUUGUAUGUAUGCUUUAUCUAUAGAUGCAAGAAGUAAUCGGAAGGGCGCAGAAGAAUGUUAUCGUAAUUUAUGAUUGAUGCGUUAAGCAAAGAAUGAUUCAAUAAAAUGAUCAAUAAAAGCUGUUUCAAAUACA